Cladocopium goreaui is the source of this 378-nucleotide messenger RNA. The record is from the annotation of a GenBank genome assembly. NCBI's taxonomy places the organism in Eukaryota, Dinophyceae, Suessiales, Symbiodiniaceae.
AUGGGCGAAAUCCCGCAGACACAAGAUAUGUUCACGGAGGAAAUCCCGGAUAUUCCAAUCCCAUGCUUCCCGAUGGCAGGCGGCUGGCUCAUCACCAAGGAGUUUUGUUUCUACGGUGGCGGCUUUGAGGAACUCCUUCAGGAGUGGGAGCGCGGUAUGAUGUACCAGUUUGAUGAGCUCAAGAAGAAGAACCCUCGCAAGACAUUGCAGGAGGUGGCUGAGGAGUUCAACACCUACGAAGGCUUCCGGAUGCCUUUUGUGAACUUCGUGUCGUGCAUGAACGAUGUGACGUACCGUUGCCAUGCAGUGAAAGAUGAGGACAUGCCGCGAUGCUCCAUUGGCUUCUGGGCAUUGCGAAAGAUCUCCAACAUAACUUAA